Aethina tumida (small hive beetle) is the source of this 1873-nucleotide messenger RNA. Its product is annotated as NADP-dependent malic enzyme, mitochondrial. Gene Ontology annotation, cellular component: mitochondrion. Gene Ontology annotation, biological process: pyruvate metabolic process; malate metabolic process. The record is from RefSeq and is a predicted model, not a curated record. Gene Ontology annotation, molecular function: malate dehydrogenase (decarboxylating) (NAD+) activity; NAD binding; malate dehydrogenase (decarboxylating) (NADP+) activity. The transcript has a single exon. NCBI's taxonomy places the organism in Eukaryota, Metazoa, Arthropoda, Insecta, Coleoptera, Nitidulidae. The coding region runs from base 68 to 1837 and encodes 589 amino acids.
UGACAUUUAGUGUGUCAAUGUCAAAUCACCGAUUAAAAUUCAGUGUAUAUUCACUGCGCCUCUAAAGAUGUCUUCAUCAAGUUUAAAGAGAUUUUUCUUCGUGAACAAAACCCAAGUAAAUCAAAUCAUAAAACGGCAAAUAUCAAAAGUCCUCAACAAUCCGAGAGUUAACAAAGGUCUGGCGUUUUCGAUGGAGGAACGACAACUACUGGGAAUUCACGGUUUGUUGCCAGCCCGCGUGAAAACAAUGGAGGAACAGGUAUUCUUCUGCAAAUUAACGGUUCAAAGUUACAAAUCGAACCUGAGCAAACACUUGUACUUAACAGAACUGUCCGAAAGAUCAGAGAAACUAUUUUAUCGACUUCUAAUCGACAACAUUGAAGAGUUCAUGCCAAUAGUCUAUACACCGACGGUCGGACAAGUUUGUCAGAAGUUCGGGCUGUUGUUCCGUCGUGCCAGAGGCCUGUUCAUCAACAUCCACGACAAAGGAAACAUCGAGAACGUCCUGAGAAAUUGGCCAGAAAAAAACGUAAAAGUGAUCGUGGUAACCGACGGCGAGAGAAUUUUGGGACUGGGUGACCUCGGUGCCCACGGUAUGGGAAUUCCGGUCGGAAAGCUUUCCUUGUACACCGCCUGCGCUGGCAUCAAUCCGGCACAUUGUCUGCCCAUAACGUUGGACGUAGGGACCAACAACAAAGAACUUCUGGACGAUCCUGUGUACGUUGGUUUGAGGCAAAACAGAGAACGUGGCAAGAAAUACGAGGAGUUCGUCGAUGAAUUUAUGGAAGCUUGUGUGGAGGUCUACGGUACCAACGUGCUGGUUCAGUUUGAAGAUUUUGCAUCAGCGAACGCAUUUUUGUUUCUCAACAGAUACAGAAAUAAAUAUUGCAUGUUCAACGAUGAUCUGCAAGGUACGGCUGCUGUUGUGGUGGCUGGUUUACUAGGUGCUACCAAAAUUAUUGGUAAACAAUUACGCGACUGUAGGAUAUUAUUUUUUGGAGCCGGUGGUGCCUGCGGUGGAAUAGCUGGGUUGGUGAAAGCGAUGAUGAUACGUCAAGGUUUAUUGGACUCAGAAGCGAUUGACAACAUAUACAUGAUGGACGUGGACGGCCUCGUGGUUAAGAACAGAAGCAAGGGCGUGAACGAAGGGCCCAAAAUGCAGUACGUAAAGGAUCUCGUCGAGUUGCCAAACUUUUUGGAUGUCAUCAACACGGUAAAACCGAAUAUAUUGAUUGGAGCUUCCACGAAAAAGGGCGCAUUCACGCCGGAUAUACUGAGGGCGAUGGCCAAUUUUAACGAACGACCUGUCAUAUUCGCGUUGAGCAAUCCGACGGAUCACGCGGAAUGCACUCCCUCGGAAGCCUACGAAAACACGGAUGGACGUUGCAUUUUUGCCAGCGGAUCUCCCUUCAAGGAGUUCGUUUACAAGGAUAAAUUGUACAAAACGGGACAGUGCAACAACUGCUACAUCUUCCCUGGAAUCGGUCUGGGCGUGAAGCUGGCCCAUAUGCAGCACAUUCCCGAGGAAGUUUUUAUAAUCGCUGCUCAAACUGUGGCCGAGUGUGUUAGUGAGAAACACAUCGAGCGGGGCAGUGUCUUCCCUUCCAUAAAUGAAAUACGCGGAGUCUCUAACAAAAUGGCUGCUAACAUUAUGAGAUAUGCCUUUGAGAAAAAUAUUGGUGGCAUCAAUGUCCCAAGUGACAUCGAACUGUAUAUCAGAAGACAUCAGUACGAUGCCAGUUAUGUAAGUAGCAUCCCUUUGACGUGGCAGUAUCCAUCACAAGUUCGGGAGUACGAUUUGGAAAAAUUCAGAAAACCCGAGGAUAUAUUAAUAUGAGUUUUAAUAAAGCGUUUAGUGCUAUCCUUUACAAAA